Messenger RNA from Pseudogymnoascus destructans, 4894 nucleotides. RefSeq names its product DNA-directed RNA polymerase (gene RPO41). Gene Ontology annotation, molecular function: DNA-directed RNA polymerase activity; mitochondrial promoter sequence-specific DNA binding. Gene Ontology annotation, biological process: mitochondrial transcription. NCBI's taxonomy places the organism in Eukaryota, Fungi, Ascomycota, Leotiomycetes, Thelebolales, Thelebolaceae. The record is from RefSeq and is a predicted model, not a curated record. Bases 135 to 4451 code for a protein of 1438 amino acids. The transcript is spliced from 2 exons. Gene Ontology annotation, cellular component: mitochondrial DNA-directed RNA polymerase complex.
CACGCGACACCAUUUCACCUCUUGAAUUCUUCCUUACUUUCUUUUCAAGUUAUAUGUCCGAUUAUUUAGUUCUUGUUUAAUCUAUUCGAUCUUUAAUGUCUCUCGGAUCUACCGCUCUCCGUUCGUAAAUCAUCAUGUUGUCUCGAGCUGCACAGAGGCAUACUCGAUUACAGACAAUCCGAUCAUACAAUGCAGCACGAGAGCAACUAUACCUUCCCUGGUUGUGCCCAACAUACCCACGACUGCGGCAGCCAUGCCAUCGAAGUUUGACUACAGCGCCUGGGGAGAAUACGAUUCCAUUGAGAAAGAGGCGGAAUUCUAAGGAUGGCGCAAAUCCUACGGUUCGAUCGCUGGCAACUGCUGCACAUAUGCCGUUGACGGAUGAGAUUCCAUUCGUUGAUAGUAUAAACCAAGUUGCAUUGAAAUACCCCGGGCAAACACAAGACCAGUCUCGUCUGUCGACUAUUAUGCCCUUCGACCCAACGAAGAUGAUUUCCCUGGAAAACACCCUGGCGCUACCAGCGGAACGAAUGCGGAUGAAAAAUGGAGUUACAGGAGAACAACGAGAAAUUUUUGCGAUAUUGGAGGCAUGUUUGAGGCUGGGGCGGAUUGAGCGCGCAGCGGCUAUAAUAAAACGAUCUGUACCGUUCCUGAAGCUUUCCCCGGAGGAGCUCGGAAGACUUCACAAUGAGUAUCUGAAGGCGUCUCUGGAACGAAUUCUCAGGGAACCCAACGCCGAACAUGCUCACGACAUGCAUAAAUGGUUCGAAGUAAUGGUGCGAAGCAAGGGCAUCGAAGUUACCGCUACGACAAUCGCAAUUAUGCUUAAAACUUCACUACAGUCUCCCCGAGGAGCCCGGCAGGAUAGACUGGUAAAAAGAUACAUGGAUAUGGCUCGUGGGGAUGUUGGAUUGGAAGUUCUAAGCAUGGUUGAUAUCAUGUCCGCCGAAGAUUUGGAUAUUAUCAAUCAGAUCGCGCCUGAUCACAAUAUACUUGCGAAACUGCACUCUAUAGUUGACGAGCAGACCAAUUUGGAGGACGAUAUUGCAGCAGCCGACCUUCAAUCCUCGAAAACAACAACUAAGGUCAUUAUGGACGUUCGCGCAGCUCCCCAGAGAGGUUUCGGGUUGAAGGCGCUCAAGCAGUCCCUGUCAUUAUUUUCUCGGAAGCCUGAAGGGUUCAAUGCCGACGUCCUCAGCGUGGAAGAGCAACGCCUACGUCAAAUUAAAUUGGAGGAGGACUCAAUCAUUUCUGCUGUCGACAGAUGGAGGAAGGAGAGCGCCUCACUCUCCAAGAUGGGACUUGAUACAUCACUUCAAACCAAGUCUUUAGGCGCAAGAAUGUGGAAGUGGCAGGAAGCUCUAGAACAACGCCUCAACCAAGAACUUCAAAGUAUUGACAAGGCGGAAGCGACACCGGAAAAGGAGAAAUCGCAGUUGGAUGUCGAGCGUUGCAUAUAUGGCCCAUUUCUGAGGUAUCUACCAACAGAUAAGCUGGCAGCAGUGACGAUUUUAACCUCCAUGCAAUGCCUAAGCUCGCAUGGGACGGAUAAAGGAAUGCCACUUGCAUCUGUCAUUAUGUCCAUCGGAGCCAACCUUGAGGACGAAAGCAUCACCGAGACUAUUCGCAAUAACACUACCAAACAAGGGUGGCAACAAUUAAAUAAGUCUGCCAGUGCAGGGAAAGGACUGGGCCUAGCCCGUGUAAUAAAAAACAAGCGUACCCGGCAGCAGUUGACAGAUUCACUAGCAAAGUUGGUACGAGGAGAUUCUGCGGCUAAGCAUGAUCUUUCCGACCAAUGGAACACUGAGUGGUCAGCAACGAUUAAGGCCAAAGUCGGAUCAUACCUUCUCUCUGCGCUCAUUGACACUGCCAAGGUACCAGUCACAAUGGAAAAUACGAAGACUCAGGAGCUCUUGACACAAAUACAACCCGCUUUCUCGCACACCCACCAAUACAAAAUCGGCAAAAAGACGGGCAUGAUCCUCGCCAAUCGUGCGCUGGUAGCAUCCCUGAAGCGUGAGCCCGUCCACAGUCUGCUGGCAAAGCAUUUGCCCAUGGUAGCUGAACCAGAGCCUUGGUCAGAGUUUAACCAAGGUGGCUUCAUUUCUCACCCGGCCAAGGCCGUGCGAAUUAAAGGCGGCGAUAAAAACCAACGGCAGUAUCAAGAGGCUGCCAUUAGAAGAGGAGAUAUGGAGCAAAUGUUUAAAGGGCUGGAUGUUCUCGGGAAAACCUCUUGGGUGAUCAACCGACCUGUAUUUGACACCAUGCUGGAGGCUUGGAAUACUGGAGAGGCCAUUGCGAAUUUCCCAGCUGAGGAGCCGAAGUUAGAGUAUCCGCCCGAACCCCCGGCUUCCAAAGACCCAACGGAAAGGCGCAAAUGGAUACGGAGUUUGAAGACUAUAGAGAACACACGAAGUGGAUUCCAUUCUGCCCGCUGCUUCCAGAACUUCCAGCUCGAGAUUGCGCGGUCGCUGCGAGAAGAAAAGUUCUACUUCCCUCACAAUCUAGAUUUCCGUGGACGGGCGUAUCCUAUACCUCCAUACUUAAACCAUAUGGGAGCUGAUCACUGCCGUGGCCUCCUCAAGUUUGGCAAAGGGCGGGAACUUGGCGAAGCCGGCCUCAAAUGGCUGAGAGUCCAUCUUGCUAACAUCCAUGGGCACGACAAAGCAAGCUUAAAGGAACGCGAACAGUAUACUGUUGAUCACAUUGAUGAUAUUUACGAUUCGGCAAUGAAUCCGCUCAAUGGAAGAAGGUGGUGGCUAGAUGCGGAGGACCCUUGGCAAUGCCUCGCCGCUUGCCUCGAGCUUAAAAAUGCGCUGGACUCUGGAGAUCCAACUAAGUUUGUGUCGCACCUUCCGGUGCAUCAAGAUGGAACUUGCAACGGACUUCAGCAUUAUGCGGCUCUUGGCGGCGACGAAUGGGGUGCAAGACAAGUUAACUUGGAACCGGGCGAUCGACCAGCUGAUGUUUACAACGCCGUCGCCGAAUUGGUCAACGAGAAGAUGGCUGUUGAUAGGAAGAAUGGGAACAAGUGCGCCAUCUGGCUCGAGGGUAAAAUCAAGCGCAAGGUCGUCAAGCAAACGGUUAUGACGAACGUUUAUGGUGUCACCUAUAUUGGAGCCCAAGCCCAGGUCAGAAAGCAGCUUGUUGCUGCUCAUACCGACCUUCCCAACGAAGGCAGCUUCAAUGUCAGUCUUCUAUCUGGAUAUGUUGCCACGAAGAUUUUCGAAGCCCUGGGAACCAUGUUCAGAGGCGCACAUGAUAUUCAAUUCUGGCUUGGCGAGUGUGCCAGUCGAAUCUCGACAUCUGUCACACCCCAGCAGUUGGACAGGCUUGAACACCUCCACGAAGAGGCACUGGAUCAAAGGGUGCCCCGGCUGAACCGCUACCACAUUUCUAUGGUUGAUGCAGAGCAGCAGUUGCAGUUCAAGUCGAGUGUCAUCUGGACAACUCCUCUACGAAUGCCCAUUGUGCAGCCAUACCGCGCAACGAAGUCACGAACAGUCCAGACCAAUCUACAGCAGAUAACCAUCUCGGAGCCUCACCGAUCUGACCCAGUCAGCAAGCGAAAGCAACUUCAAGGCUUCCCGCCCAACUUCGUGCACUCUCUCGACGCCACACACAUGAUGCUCUCGGCCCUCAAAUGCGAUGAAGCGGGCCUGUCAUUCGCUGCUGUCCACGACUCCUUCUGGACCCACGCAGCCGACAUCGAUACCAUGAACGGCGUUCUCCGUGACGCCUUCAUUCAGAUGCACUCCGACAACGUCAUUGCCCGCCUCGCUGUUGAGUUCGAUGCCAGAUACAAGGGCAGUCUCUACCUCGCACACGUCAAGUCUGACUCCGAGUUCUUCCGCCGUGUCCAGGGGUGGCGCGCAGACGUUAAGGCAGGCCGCAUCGAAAACCCCUACCGCGGGCCCCAAGGGAAGAAGUCAAAGAAACAGUCGCAAAAGAACAUGCAGCUCGUCGAGGCACUGCUCGAGCGAAAGCGUGCGCGCAUGCUUGCAUCGGAUAAUCCCGAGACAGUCGCAAAGGGCAAGGCGAUGGUGACGCCGGCGAGCAUUUUCGAGGAACUGCAGGCGUAUAAUGAUAUUAAGGGUGGCAACGACACACCCAUUGUGGGGCUCGGGGAGAAGGGUGCCGCAGAGCCGAAAAAGAAGGCUAAAGCUGCGGGCACGGAGUCCGUCGAGAUGGAGAAUGAGGAUGCGGACGAGAACGAGGAGCAGGAGGAGCCGGAAGAGGAUGGUAGUGAGGGAGAGAUGGAGGUCGAGCAUGAUGCCGAUGAGGGUUCUGAGAAGCGGAACGCCUUUUCCAGGAGCGUUUCGAAGAAGCGGAUCCGAUCGAAGGGCGCUGUGCUGUCGGUCUGGCUGCCCGUGUCGUUCCCGACUGUUCCAGAGAAGGGCUCUUUCGAUGUCACCCGUCUGAAGGACAGCCAGUACUUCUUCUCUUAGAUGUGUCGUCACACCUCACACCUGAUGACCAUCGACAUCACCAACCACCUUCUUCCGAUCUGCCUCCCAUCUUUUGGGGCGUUUAUAUAUAUAUACAUACCUAUUUAUCACCAAAAUUUCGGCGAUUUUCAUUCAUUCAGGGGGGGGGGGUUUGGGUGUGCAAAGCACACAAGGCGCUAGAUUUUUGGUAACGCAAUUCAUUUGAAAGCACGCGGCAUUUGCGGGGUAGCAUGCGUUUUAGACGGAGAGAGAGGGAAGGAAGGCCAGAGGAGGCCGCUGCAUUGGGGGUGUUGUAAGAUCAUUGUAUGUAUAUAGGGAUGAGGAGGAUGCAGAGGAGUCUGGCUGGCAUUGUAUAAAAACCAGGGAGGAACUGCAUACAAUUUAGAUAUGUACAGAUAGAUGGGACUGUACAGCGAACACAUUUAUACACAGACAUGGGAGCA